AUGGCAACCGACUGGUCACAAAGUGACUCCGAGGUCAUUUUAAAGUUCGCUCUGGAGAGCUCGACAGGCAAGGAGCAGCUCAAAGUCAAGAUUGAUGCCACCCACUUGUCAGUCACUGGGCGCAUUGCAGAAGGACGAUUUGGAACCGUGUUUGCUGCAAGGCAACUUUCGAGCGGAAGGGCGGUUGCGGUGAAGAAGAUCAGAGCACGCCGGAAUCUCCCCGGCCUUGAUUUCGACCCAUGGUACAAAAGCGCAGAGCGGGAAAGAGAUGUGCUGGUCGACGUGAAGCAUACCAACAUUGUCGAACUUCUGGAUCACUACGUGGAGCCUGGUGCUGCCAUGGCCGUGUUGGUCUACCCCUACCUGUCUUGGGAUCUGGCCACUGUGCUAGAACACAAGAAGCCGCUGAGUGAAGAGGCAGUCAAGGGCAUUGCGCGGAUGCUGCUGCGUGGUGUUGCUUUCUUGCACGAGCACCGUGUAGUUCACCGUGACUUGAAGCCCCCCAACAUGCUGAUGGAUGGGCAGACCGGUCAGCUGAAAGUGGCAGACUUCGGCUCUGCCAGGUUCUUGCCCAGCGUGACCGAUUUGGAAAGAUCGAGCUUCCAGACGUGCUCAGAGAGUGGUCUGAUGACAAGAGAUGUUUGCACCCGCUGGUACAAAUCUCCAGAAAUGCUGUUCGGAUCUGUGAACUACUCGUUUGGUGUGGACCUGUGGGCAGCUGGGUGCACAGUGGCCGAGAUGAUGUUGGGCAAUGCCUUGUUCCCUGGUGGCAGCGACCUGGAGCAGCUAUGCCUGAUUUUCCAGGCGCUCGGCACGCCGGACGAGGAAGAUUGGCCGGGGGUGCGGAAGUUGCCAGACUACCACAAGGUCUCCUUCAAGCAGCGGGCGCCAGAGAUCCCAGACCUGGGAUCAUUUUCGCCGAUGUCGCAGUCGUUGGCCUGGGCAUUUCUGCCGCUCAAUCCUGGUCGACGUUUGGGCGCUGCAGAGGCCCUACUCCAUGAGUUCUUCCAGAGCGCCGAAUCUGAUCCAACGGCUCUGCUUGAAGGUCUGCCUGAAUCUGGGCACCACCAGUCAGAAGCCAAUGAAGGGCCCAUCUCUCCAAUCGGCCUCAGCGAGUUCGGGUCGGACUGCAGUGCUCUGAGCUUUUCAGGGGCGGUCCUUGAACCUGUGACGGUGGAGACAACCACCUGUGGGCUUUGGGACGAUGCCGAAGCCGAUGGAGAGACCGACGUUCAGAAAGCUCCGCGAACACCAACACCUCCGCGGGACGGAGUGCACAAAUUCAAGCUCAAAAGAUGA
Molecule: messenger RNA, 1299 nt
Organism: Effrenium voratum
Lineage: Eukaryota; Dinophyceae; Suessiales; Symbiodiniaceae
Source: the annotation of a GenBank genome assembly